Messenger RNA from Trichoplax adhaerens, 1260 nucleotides. RefSeq lists its product as uncharacterized. The record is from RefSeq and is a predicted model, not a curated record. Lineage: Eukaryota; Metazoa; Placozoa; Uniplacotomia; Trichoplacea; Trichoplacidae. Bases 1 to 1260 code for a protein of 419 amino acids. Gene Ontology annotation, molecular function: transmembrane transporter activity. The transcript is spliced from 15 exons. Gene Ontology annotation, biological process: transmembrane transport.
AUGGCUGAUGAAUAUCAACCUUUGGUUGGCCAUGAUGGUCAGGAAUCGGUCUCCGUCAUCUCUCGUCGCAAUAAAUUAGUAGUCAUGGUGCUGAUGUCCACUGUUUACUUCUUAAUCUCAUCAGUCUAUGCUCUGCUCUCGCCCUUUUUUCCACAAGUGGCUAAAAGCAGAGGUGUCUCUCAUACUGAAAUUGGUCUUAUUUUCGCUGUAUAUCCAAUAUUUACUCUACUUACUUCCCCCAUAUGUGGAAUUUUGUUACCUCGCAUAGGUGUCGUCUUUGCGUUAUGGGCUGGAAUAGCCAUCGAAGCAGGCUGUAAUAUUCUUUUUGGAUUUCUACCUAGUGUGCUAGAUCGUGGACUGUUUGUGGCGUUUUGUUUAAUUAUUAGAUCAAUUCAAGGCGUUGCGUCUGCUUGUUCUUUAAUUGCUGCCUUAGCCAUCGUAUCAUCCGUCUUUGCUGACAACGUUGCAACUGCCACGAGCACAUUAGAAACAUUUAGUGCUUUAGGAUUAAUGGCUGGACCCCCUAUUGGUGGCCUACUAUAUCAGGCUGGCGGCUUUAAACUGCCAUUCAUAGUGCUGGGGUCAGUUUCGCUGGUCAUUGGAUGUAUUUCCAUCUUCUUCAUCCCUCGAAUAGCAUAUGCUACCAGCUCACCUCCGUGGCGCUUAAUGAAGCAACUAAUUGUACAUCCUAGAGUUAUGAUAAUAAGUUUUGGGGUAGCUUUACAAAUGCUUGUUAUAGGUUUCCUUGAUCCGACACUAUCGCUCCAUCUAAAACCGCUUAACCUAACAACAUCACAAAUUGGCUUUAUAUUUCUUGCUCUACCUGCUGGUUAUGGAUUAUUCAGUCCAGUAUUUGGAUACUUAUCCGACCGUUUUGGAUACCGACCAUUUAUAAUCUUUGGCUCUAUCGGAAUGGGUAUAUCUCUACUAUUUGUUGGACCAGCUCCAUUUAUUCGGAUUAAGUUAUCUAUAGGUCAAUCUGUUCCAUCUCUACUAGCACUAGGAAUUGCAGGCGCUGCUGCUAUUACGACAUCAUUUGCCGAUAUCCUAGAAGUUGCAAUGAAGGAUUUGACGAAUGAUAAUCCUGAUGAAAGUAGUGAUUUUGUAAUUCAUUCCGUAGUUUCUGGACUUUUUACGACGGCUCUUUCUCUCGGCCAAGUUGUAGGACCCAUCGUAGGAGGGAUUUUCACUUCCUUAUCUCAAACAUCAUUUGACCGAACAGCUAUGGGAAUAGGCUUUGCUAUCAUGACCCAGGAAUAA